AGCCAUUGAAAUAAAGUUCUUGGGAAAAUCUGAGGUUAGAUGGUCUGAACAUUAUACCAGAAGGACAGGGAAACGCAGACAACGCAGAACGAGAAUCUAUUCCUCUCAGGAAAUAUAUUUGGACAAUACUAUCUGCGUUCUCGGAGGGAAAGAUGGUGACGUAAAGUUACCUCCUGGAGUGUAUACACACCACUUCGCUAUAGUUUUGCCUCAAACAUUGCCAUCGUCAUUUGAAGGAACUAAUGGCUAUGUGCGAUAUACUGUAAAGGCCAAAAUUGUUCGCCCUUGGAGAUUCAACCACGAAAGCAAAACGGCUUACACUGUUUUAAACGUUUUGGAUUUAAAUAACGUUGCAAAUGUACAGGCACCGAUAACGGCGUCGGAGGAGAAGACGCUGUGUUGCUGGUUCUGUCGUUCGGGUCCCAUCACGCUGGUCGCUUCGAUGCCCUUCACAGGCUACGUGCCAGGCCAGCGGGUGCAGAUGCUACUAGAGGUGGACAACAAGUCCUCCUCUCAAGUCACCGUUAAAUGCAACCUCGUUCAGAAAGUAUUAUUUACGGGAACAUCUAAUUCUGGCACUAAAAUUUUGGAGGACAGGAGCAUAAUUGAAACGGAACAAUUUGGUGUUGUAGAGAAAAAGGGUUCCAAGAAUUUUCAGUCACGCCUGGUCAUUCCACCUCUUCCAGCAUCAUUUCUGGUGCAUUGCAAUUGCAUCGAUAUUAGAUACUCUAUUGAAAUUGUAGGAGCAAUCCCUGGUAUGCACAUAGACGCCACUCUUGAAGUUCCAAUAGUGAUUGGGGUGAUUCCUUUGAGAAAUCAUUUCCAAUCUAUUCUGGCUACAGACAUGCAAGUUCCCUCUACAUCUGGGGCUACAGCAACCUACAUCUUGCCUUCAGCACCACCUGGUUACGAUUAUCCUGAACUACCUCCUCCUUCGUACGAAGAGAGCCUCGCUUGCAAAGUGGACAUUCACAGCGACGACGACAGCAAAGAUCUGCAGGGGAACACGGAUUUCGCGCCUCGAUACCCCAUGUAUCGAUUCCAAUGAAGAUUUUUAUUUAUUAGUUUUAUGUCGCUGAGCAACUUCAUGGUCAUAAGCGAUCACAAUCUGUUUUACAAUUUUACAUUAUAAGAGAAUUUACAUUUGACAACGCCAUUUCCAAAGACAACUAUUUUCCGGGGAAGAGACUCUUCCUAUAUUUUCUCAUGUCCAAAUCCUAAGAGAUUAUCAAGAAUCUCAAAGUUUGUAAUAAUUGGAAUCCUUCAUAGAUAAUAAUAUUUAUUUUUGAAAUAUGAGUUGGAUGCAUCUGAAGAACCAGCAAUGAGGGCCACUACGUUCGUUACGUCAAAAUCACAUUUAAAUAGGUUAGUGUAGGGUCUCCGACAUUUUUAAAGUGGUUAUCAAUUUUAUGUUGAAGUUGUGACCAGACUGAUUGGCUGCGGUUCAGCUGAAUGAACAGUUGUAGAUGAUUUUUCUGCACCGACAGCAGUCUCCUCAGACGUGAGGGAGCAAGGGUCGUAAAUGCCUCCUGGUCGGCUACUGCUUCAGCGAUUUCAGCAUUUACGCCUAUUGUGAAAGCUUGUAUUGUUUUAUAAAGUUUGGAAGUAUUUUCAUAUUUAUCAAUUUGAGAUUAUUUAAUUUCAUUGUUUCUUUAAAAAUAAAAA
This is a messenger RNA of Gryllus bimaculatus (two-spotted cricket), 1665 nucleotides long. Lineage: Eukaryota; Metazoa; Arthropoda; Insecta; Orthoptera; Gryllidae. The record is from the annotation of a GenBank genome assembly.